AUGUCCCGUGGUAACCAGCGUGAGAAGGCCCGCGAGGCCAACCUUAAGAAGCAGGCUGCCCAGGCGGGCUCAAAGCCUAACCCAUACACCAUCGGCCAGUUCGCGAGGCUAGGGGCCUCCGGCGCGCCCCAACCAGGCAACACCAUGAGCGGUACCCAGAUGCAGAACGCCAAGGAAAAGGCCGCUGAGAUUAUGCGCCAGAAGCAGGCUGCUGGUAAGCUUACAUCUAGGAUUCCUUACGCCCUAAACCAAGGCAGAAAGAAGAAGAAGGAAAAAAUGAGAGGCCAUGCCGUUCUCAUUACCUCUUUUCUCUUCCUCCUCGCGCACGAAGAGAGGACGGACGAGACGAGAGGCUAG
Messenger RNA from Scedosporium apiospermum, 357 nucleotides. RefSeq lists its product as uncharacterized. NCBI's taxonomy places the organism in Eukaryota, Fungi, Ascomycota, Sordariomycetes, Microascales, Microascaceae. The coding region runs from base 1 to 357 and encodes 118 amino acids. The transcript has 3 exons. The record is from RefSeq and is a predicted model, not a curated record.